AGUAAGAAAUGUAAAAAUGUCAUGUUACCACUAGAUGAAGAUAUCAUGCAGCGCUCUUCAGGAGAAAACCUCAUUACCCUUAAUGUACAUCCAGGUCUUCACAGUACAGAUCUGUCAUAUAAUCCUCCUAAUUAUGAGGAACCUUCUCCGGACCAAUCACAGAUUAUUACCGCAAGUACAAGUCAGAAAAGGAUUAAAAGGUCACAUUGUGGUAAAGAAUCCACAAACAGCUCAGGACUUUCUACACACCGAAGAAGUCACAAAGGAGAUAAAAUGUAUUCAUGUUCAGAAUGUGGGAAAUGUUAUACACUGAAAUCAAAUCUUGUUAUACAUAAGAGAAGUCACACAGGAGAGAAGCCAUAUUCGUGUUCAGAAUGUGGGAAAUGUUUUACAAUGAAAUCAAUUCUUGUUAAACAUCAGAGAUGUCACACAGGAGAGAAGCCAUAUUUGUGUUUAGAAUGUGGGAAAUGUUUUGGAAAAAAAUCUAAUCUUGUUAUACAUAAGAGAAGUCACACAGGAGAGAAGCCAUAUUCAUGUUCAGAAUGUGGGAACUGUUUUGCAGUGAAAUCAAACCUUGUUAUUCAUCAAAGAUGUCACACAGGAGAGAAGCCAUAUUCGUGUUCAGAAUGUGGGAAAUGUUUUACAGUGAAAUCACAAUUUGUUGUUCAUCAGAGAAGUCACACAGGAGAGAGGCCAUAUUCAUGUUUAAAAUGUGGGAAAUGUUUUACAGCUAAAACAUAUCUUGUUUCACAUGAGAGAAAUCAUACAGAAGAGAAGCCAUAUUCAUGUUCAGAAUGUGGUAAAUGUUUUACAUGGAAAUCAAAUCUUGUUAUACAUGAGAGAAGUCACACAGGAGAGAAGCCAUAUUCGUGUUCAGAAUGUGGGAAAUGUUAUACAGUUAAAUCAAAUCUUGUUAUACAUGAGAGAAGUCACACAGGAGAGAAGCCAUAUUCGUGUUCAGAAUGUGGGAAAUGUUUUACAAUGAAAUCAAUUCUUGUUAAACAUCAGAGAUGUCAUACAGGAGAGAAGCCAUAUUCGUGUUCAGAAUGUGGGAAAUGUUUUACAGUGAAAUCAAAUCUUGUUAAUCAUCAGAGAUAUCACACAGGAGAGAAGCCAUAUUCAUGUUCAGAAUGUGGGAAAUGUUUUACAGUGAAAUCACAUUUUGUUAAUCAUCAGAGAAUCCACACAGGAGAGAAGCCAUAUACAUGUUCAGAAUGUGGGAAAUGUUUUACACAGAAACCAAGACUUUCUACACACCGAAGAAAUCACAAAGGAGAUAAAAUGUAUUCAUGUUCAGAAUGUGGGAAAUGUUAUACAGUGAAAUCAAAUCUUGUUAUACAUGAGAGAAGUCACACAGGAGAUAAGCCAUAUUCAUGUUCAGAAUGUGGAAAAUGUUAUACAGUGAAAUCAAAUCUUGUUAUACAUGAGAGAAGUCACACAGGAGAUAAGCCAUAUUCAUGUUCAGAAUGUGGAAAAUGUUAUACAGUGAAAUCAAUUCUUGUUAAACAUCAGAGAUGUCACACAGGAGAGAAGCCAUAUUCGUGUUCAGAAUGUGGGAAAUGUUAUGCAGUGAAAUCAAUUCUUGUUAUACAUAAGAGAAGUCACACAGGAGAGAAGCCAUAUUCGUGUUCAGAAUGUGGGAAAUGUUUUACAAUGAAAUCAAUUCUUGUUAAACAUCAGAGAUAUCACACAGGAGUGAAGCCAUAUUCGUGUUCAGAAUGUGGGAAAUGUUUUACAAUGAAAUCAAUUCUUGUUAAACAUCAGAGAUGUCACACAGGAGAGAGGCCAUAUUUGUGUUCAGAAUGUGGGAAAUGUUUUGGAAAAAAAUCAUAUCUUGUUAUACAUAAGAGAAGUCACACAGGAGAGAAGCCAUAUUCAUGUUCAGAAUGUGGGAACUGUUUUGCAGUGAAAUCACAUCUUGUUAUUCAUCAGAGAUGUCACACAGGAGAGAAACCAUAUUCAUGUUCAGAAUGUGGGAAAUGUUUUACAGUGAAAUCACAAUUUGUUGUUCAUCAGAGAAGUCACACAGGAGAGAAGCCAUAUUCAUGUUCAAAAUGUGGGAAAUGUUUUACAGCUAAAACAUAUCUUGUUUCACAUGAGAGAAAUCAUACAGGAGAGAAGCCAUAUUCAUGUUCAGAAUGUGGUAAAUGUUUUACAUGGAAAUCAAAUCUUGUUAUACAUGAGAGAAGUCACACAGGAGAGAAGCCAUAUUCGUGUUCAGAAUGUGGGAAAUGUUAUACAGUUAAAUCAAAUCUUGUUAUACAUGAGAGAAGUCACACAGGAGAGAAGCCAUAUUCGUGUUCAGAAUGUGGGAAAUGUUUUACAAUGAAAUCAAUUCUUGUUAAACAUCAGAGAUGUCACACAGGAGAGAAGCCAUAUUCGUGUUCAGAAUGUGGGAAAUGUUUUACAGUGAAAUCAAUUCUUGUUAAACAUCAGAGAUGUCAUACAGGAGUGAAGCCACAUUCGUGUUCAGAAUGUGGGAAAUGUUUUCCAGUGAAAUCAGAUCUUGUUUAUCAUCAAAGAUGUCACACAGGAGAUAAGCCAUGUUCGUGUUCAGAAUGUGGGAAAAGUUUUACAGUGAAAUCACAUCUUGUUAAUCACCAAAGAUGUCACACAGGAGAGAAGCCAUAUUCAUGUUCAGAAUGUGGGAAAUGUUUUAGAAAAAAAUCAUAUCUUGUUAUACAUAAGAGAAGCCACACAGGAGAGAAGCCAUAUUCGUGUUCAGAAUGUGGGAAAUGUUUUACAGUGAAAUCAAAUCUUGCUAAUCAUCAGAGAUAUCACACAGGAGAGAAGCCAUAUUCAUGUUCAGAAUGUGGGAAAUGUUUUACAGUGAAAUCACAUUUUGUUGUUCAUCAGAGAAGUCACACAGGAGAGAAGCCAUAUUCAUGUUCAGAAUGUGGGAAAUGUUUUACAUCUAAAUCAUAUCUUGUUACACAUGAGAGAAUCCACACAGGAGAGAAGCCAUAUAAAUGUUCAGAAUGUGGGAAAUGUUUUACACAGAAACCAAGUCUUGUUGCACAUCAGAGAAGUCACAGAGUAGAGAAGCCAUAUUCAUGUUCAGAAUGUGAGCAAUGUUUUACGCAAAAAUCAGAUCUUGUUAGUCAUGAGAGAAAUCACAGAAGAGUAAGGAUACGAUCACAAUUCCAGAAUUUAGACUUUGAUUUUGAUUCCAAUUAAAGAAUGACGUUACUGAA
Molecule: messenger RNA, 3194 nt
Organism: Bufo bufo (common toad)
Lineage: Eukaryota; Metazoa; Chordata; Amphibia; Anura; Bufonidae
Product: zinc finger protein 585A-like
Exons: 2
Coding region: 22-3177 (1051 amino acids)
Biological process (GO): regulation of transcription by RNA polymerase II
Molecular function (GO): RNA polymerase II cis-regulatory region sequence-specific DNA binding; DNA-binding transcription factor activity, RNA polymerase II-specific
Source: RefSeq, a predicted model, not a curated record